GAAUGUUUAGAUUUUUCUUGGCAACGUGAACCCAGAAUAGUACGCAUCACGUUCGACAUCACUUCCUGUUUAGUUAAUGGAUGGCGCUUACAGAAUUUUCACACCACCAGCAUGUCGAAAAGAAAAGUAACGUUCGGGGACGGUGAUGGUGGAGAGUUGUUGGACUUGGACGAGGACGUCCCAAAGAAAAAGUUAUGCGAAGAUGUGCUUGGGCCAGGCUCCAGGUUCAAGGGAAAACAUUCUCUGGACAGUGACGAAGAGGACGAGGAAGAUGGAGAAAAGAGCAGCAAAUACAACAUGCUGGCCAGUGAUGAUGUGGAAGGUCAAGAGGGAGCAACAAUUGACUGUGAUGAGGGGGUUCCCAUCACACCCUUUAACCUGGAUGAGGAGAUGCAGGAAGGACACUUUGACUCUGAAGGGAACUACUUUGUUAAAAAGGAAGAGAUGAUCCGGGACAACUGGCUUGACAACAUUGACUGGGUGAAAAUACGAGAGCAACCUGCAAAACGAAAAAAGAAAGGUCUGGCGGCCAAAAGGAGAAGGAGAAUGGGUGAUGAAGAUGAGGCAGAGGAAGAAAAGCAGAGAGAAGAGAAGCAGGCGGACAGUGAUGAAGGGGAAGACAUGGAAGAAGAAAAGGAACCUGCAGAGGACCCUUUGGCCUCCUACAGCCAGAAUCAACUCACAGAAGCUGUAUUGGAGCUGCUGUUACCUGGGGAGAGUGUUGCCGCUGGUCUGCGCCGGCUUGGAGGCCUAGGUGGGCGGAAAAAGGGAAAACUAAGGGAAGAGAAUGGCAAAGCUGAAGAAACCAAUAGAGAUACUGAAAAACUAGACAGGCUCACAGCACUGGCAGACAGACUUGUUGGGAGUGGGGUGUUUGAAAUAUACCAGCAGACAUAUGAAAAACUGGCCUACGUAUUGAAAAAGAAGAGCCAGUCACAGCCAGGUGUGGGGAAUAAACGUGGAGAGGUGGAGGAGGAGGAAGAGGAUGAGCUUGACAUGUUCGCAGACAAAAUUGACGAAAAACAUGGUGUCAAAGCUCCGGAAAAAGAUAAUGCUGAUGAGACAGCGAGUGACGAGGUGAUGUGGGAGUAUAAAUGGGACAUAGAGGAGAAUUCGGAACUCUACGGUCCCUUCAGCAGUCAGCAGAUGCAGGGUUGGGUGGAUGAAGGCUAUUUCAAAGAUGGUGUUUACUGCAGAAGGAUUAGACAAGGAAAUAGUCAGUUCUACAAUUCCAAAAGACUAGACUUUGAUCUUUACACAUGAUUUUGAUCUCCACACGAGUUUGGCUCUAUCUUGCUUGCUUUUACACACAUCCACAUUUUCUGUUGUCUGAUCUUUCAUUGUGUGAAGCCUAAAUGUCGUUUUAAAAUAAACAAAUAUUACUUUA
Messenger RNA from Esox lucius (northern pike), 1387 nucleotides. It is a transcript of the gene cd2bp2, whose product is annotated as CD2 (cytoplasmic tail) binding protein 2. Gene Ontology annotation, molecular function: protein binding. The record is from RefSeq and is a predicted model, not a curated record. NCBI's taxonomy places the organism in Eukaryota, Metazoa, Chordata, Actinopteri, Esociformes, Esocidae. The transcript is spliced from 7 exons. Gene Ontology annotation, cellular component: U5 snRNP. Bases 112 to 1263 code for a protein of 383 amino acids.